Molecule: messenger RNA, 1005 nt
Organism: Thyridium curvatum
Lineage: Eukaryota; Fungi; Ascomycota; Sordariomycetes; Thyridiales; Thyridiaceae
Exons: 2
Coding region: 1-1005 (334 amino acids)
Source: RefSeq, a predicted model, not a curated record
AUGGCCAGCUUCCUCUCUCGCUCGCCCGAGUCUCUGGUCGCCGUAGCGUUGACUUGCAAGGCGGCUUUCCAGGAGUCCUUCCCGGCCGCGAGGAGCCGUCUUGACCACCAAAGCCGAGAAGCCCUUCUACUUCUCCUAGAAAUGAACCUAGCCCGCGACCUGUUCUUCUGCCACGCCUGCACGAAGCUCCAUGGGUUCAAGCCGUUGCUCAUAUCCCCCGGUCCUUCGGGACAGACUGUGCGGGAGCCCCAAUGCGGACACAGACUCGUCAAGUUCAGACCCGAAAAUCUGUGUAUCGGAUUUCAUCAUGUCCGUCUGGCCAGGAAUGCACGUCUAUUUGGACUCGGGAAUGGACUACUGUUGAGCCAACUCGAAGCUGUCCUCAAGUCAGGGACCGGUUCCACGUCACACCCGGCUGGCUGGAGAGUCAGCUCUUUGGCCAAGAUUGUGCAAGGCGAAUUGUUUCUGAGAGUCGCACAUGAACUUUAUCAACAUGACAAACGACACCGUAUACGUAUGGCUCUCAAGAAGGGAUUCCAACACUACAUCUGUCACCACAUGACCACCCAUCAAUAUCUCGCCCACCCCGCGGAGCGGGGGGCUGAGCUACCGACCAAGCUCACCCUUAUAACCCAGGAUUCAUGUUUUCUCGGGGAUCCUGUUUAUGCGGAGCUUCUGCACAACGAGCCUGGGUCUUGUGAGAUCUGCCUGACGGACUACAUCACUACUGUCAAACUACGCACGCCAGACACCCGCGCAUCCGACGAGGAGAUAUUGCAUGUCACUAUCGUGUCUUACCACCAGAUUGGCGACGGUCAUUCUCCUUUAGAUUGGAAAUGGCAGACAUUUUCUACACCACCUUCAUGCCUGCGUCCACACGACAUCAGGCGCAUCCACCAACGCGACUCUUGUGUGUGGCCAGGCAUAGUCAGGAGGCUGUGGGCCAUGGACGAGCUGGGGCCCACGAUCUCCUUGAGUCCAGACAACCAGAAGUGGAUAGAUUAA